AUGAGCUGCGGGCGCGAAUUCCAUUCUGAUGACACUAAAGAAGUGGUCCACUAUCAGACAGUGUUGUUAAAGGGUUUAGCUAAAUCUAUUCUUGAGGAAGGUGGCUGGUCAAACUUGAUGGUAAUUAUCCCCACAGGGGAGGAUGCUCAGAAGAAUGUUGAUGUUGCAAUUGUUUUUCUUGGCUCAAAGCUACAUUCGUCAGACAUAUCUAAAGAUACACAAAUUGAUCCAGCGUUAGCAGAUACACUGAAGGUCUCCUUCAAAAGUUCAGAGUUUUCCAUCGCAUACCCCUAUGUUUCCACAUCAGAUGAUGAGAAAUUGGAAAAUUCAUUUCUGACUGGCUUUGCUGAGAAUUGUAACAAUGGCUUUGAAAGAAAUCGUAUCUCCUACAGAGACACGUGCACUGUAACUGGUAAAGAUCUGAAUAAACAUCAUGGCAUGGAUUCUAUCCAUGACCUAGUGACGUCACGAAUGAGAAACAACCCAAGUGGACAGAGUGAUCUAAUUGUCUUCUGCAGUGGUGGUUUCAAGGAUUUAUACCCUGCAAAAACAGAAGGAGAGUUGCUUUCUGACCUGAUUGCCAUGCUGAAGAAGUCUGGAGCUAAAUAUACCAUUCUUUAUGCCUCUCAACCAUCUGGUUUACUGGAAAGCCCUUCCAACCUGCCAUUAGGCAGGAUUCUUGAAGGGAAGAACAAUACUACUAAGGCUGGCCUGGGCAAAUGUGACGGAGAGUGCCUAGUCAAAUAA
Molecule: messenger RNA, 747 nt
Organism: Miscanthus lutarioriparius
Lineage: Eukaryota; Viridiplantae; Streptophyta; Magnoliopsida; Poales; Poaceae
Source: the annotation of a GenBank genome assembly